Molecule: messenger RNA, 2229 nt
Organism: Girardinichthys multiradiatus
Lineage: Eukaryota; Metazoa; Chordata; Actinopteri; Cyprinodontiformes; Goodeidae
Exons: 11
Coding region: 243-1250 (335 amino acids)
Source: RefSeq, a predicted model, not a curated record
ACGAAAAAGGGUAAUGGGAGACAAUUCAGUCUAAAAGGAAUAUUAGGAACAGAGGGGAGAUAGGGGGGAAAUCAAGAGUAUUAUCAAUAAAGCAUUGUUCUUAUUUUUAUGAAAUACAAAACUAAAACAUAGAAUAUAGUGGGUGGUGUUAUACAAUGAUGUACAGUAGGUGGCGGUAUGUACCUCUGAGUUUGUUGCGAACCGCCAGCAGAUGAAGAAGAAUCAGCAGGACUGGCGCUGAGAUGACGGACCAAGAAAGUACGGUACAAAGCCAGGUCCAGUUAGCGGAUAUUCUAAACAGGAGGUUAAGUUCUCCAGGGACGGUCAGGCCAGUUAGACAGGAAAAUGCAAGACAGUCUGUUGAGGGACAGACAACCCAAAUGGGGACAGCUUCACAGUCAGGACAACUAAUAAGAUGUCCUCAGGGUAGUGGCUCUGGACAGUCAGUGCAUCAAGAAAUGGCUAGGUCUUUUCCUGGACUUUUUCGCAGAGAGGCAAAAGGCAAAAGACGUUUCGCACCCGAUGCACGACUACAAAAAGGUUUUCUGGUUAACUUUUUCUUACUUGAUAGACAGCGUUCAAAAACACCCAAAGGAGAUGAAGAGCUCCAGCUCAUACUGGCUGGUCUUGGGAAAAGGUCUCUCACAGUAAACGAAAGCUUCAGACAUUCUGAGGUAUUUCUUUUUAAGCUGACAGAUUCUCUGCUCAAUGCAUUUCCACGGCUUAGCAGUAUUAAUGGUGGCUGGCUGUUACACAAUUCUACAGGUGGAGGUGGGCAGCGAAAAUUAGUUGUCAUUCCUCCCGAUUCUGAUGGAUAUAGUGGGCAGCAGCUAAAAGCAGUGAGUGGAAAUGGAAAAUGUACACUGUACAUAGCACCUUUACAGGAGGAAAUUGAUACCACUCCCUUUCCACCAGAAGCAAAAGAAUUUGAAAACAUGCCCAAAGCCCCAUGCACCACCUGCAAGAAGAUGGUUCCACUUCAAGCGCUUCCAUUUCACAUUAAGAGCUGCAUAGAUGAGAGUAUUGAUCUGGACAGUUCCCCGGAGAGUGAAAGCUGCAACCCAGACCACAUGCCUCCAUUAAGCACAGAAUCUCAGACAAAGAUGACUGCUGAGUGUCCAGUCUGCAGAGAUGUAUUCGACAUCGAUACAAUUGAAACACAUGCAUCUGACUGGAAUAUGCUCUUCAGACAAAGAAGGCAAUGUUGGCAUUUCAAGUGCACAAAUCCAUUCUUUUCAAAGCUCAGAUGAAAUCUUGAACUGGAUCAGUUGCCAAGUGGAUGAAAGCAGCACCUUUUCCCUCGGCCUUUCAAGAAUUAACCUCUUUAGUCGGGGAAUGCAACAGUGGCAACGCCAAAAGAAAUCUUCCAAAUUGCAGAUUGAAGGUUUCUUUUUUUGGAGAAUCUGGCAUUGAUACAGGCGCUCUAAGUAAAGAGUUUCUAACAGAAAUGAUUGCUGAGAUCGAAAAGAAACUAUUUGUGGGCAGUCCUGACAAGAAAGGCAAAAAUCCUCUACUGUCUGAACAGCCUGGAUAACAGUUAUUUCAGGACUGCAGGAGAAGUAAUGGAAGUUAGUAUUGCACAAAGUGGACCGCUCCCAAACUUCAUGCGUGAAUGGUGCUACAGAUACCUGUGCUCUGGUGAUUCAGACAGCAUACAGGUGUCAAGUAAUGAUGUCACAGACUCAGAGCUGUUGCACCUUAUUACAGAGGUAACAAUGAUAACAUUUUGAAAGCUGACCAAAUACUGUACCAUGUCUUUUGUUUGUUCCAACUUCAUUGGAAUUGGGGUUGCAUUUUAAAACUUUGUUGAAGUGAUAACAGUUAAUUACUUAUGUAUAUGCAUGGCCUCUUUGUACACUGUGUACAAUAUUAGGCAAAUGAGUAUUUUGACCAUAUUUAGGCAUAUUUCUUACCUCUAAGCUCGAUCAACUUGAAUGCUUAAUGUAUUUUUAGCAUAACAGGUGAUAUGUAGCUGAUAAAAAUUGUACAUUUAUUUGUAAAGCGGUAUGUCGUUGAAAAAAACAUGUGGAUGAUAGCUUAUUUAUUUAAAAAUUCAAGAAGACCCAAGUAGCAGUUUCCAACUAAAUAGCAGGAAAAACACCCGUUUCAUACUGUGUGUACAAGUGUAUUCAGUCAGCGGUAAUAAACUUACAAAGUAAAGCUGUACAUUGUCUAUCUACUAGAUUGUUAUAUGAUUUAAAAAAUAAAACUACCAAUGUUCCGAAACAA